AUAAACUACAACAAACAACAGCAAAAAUAUUAAAAAAAAAAAGAGUUUUCAGAUAUCAAUUAGGUUUGUUUGACACUCGUAAAACUGUCUUAAGAAGUUUGAUUCUUGUGCUCAAAGAAACCUUAAACUUCUCUUUCCGACCAAAGUUUAGAGUUUCUUAAAUUAAGUUAGAAAUGGAGAUCACAGCUGAAACGAUGCAAAAGUCAAAGUUCAGAAGAAUCUGUGUCUUCUGUGGAAGCAGCCAAGGCAAGAAGAGUAGUUACCAAGAUGCUGCUGUUGAUCUCGGCAACGAACUGGUUUCAAGGAAUAUUGAUCUAGUCUAUGGAGGUGGGAGCAUAGGAUUGAUGGGUUUGGUUUCACAAGCCGUUCAUGAUGGUGGUCGUCAUGUUAUUGGAAUCAUUCCCAAGACCCUCAUGCCUAGAGAGUUGACUGGUGAAACAGUAGGAGAAGUAAGAGCAGUUGCAGAUAUGCACCAAAGGAAAGCUGAGAUGGCUAAGCACUCUGAUGCUUUUAUUGCCUUACCAGGUGGUUAUGGAACACUUGAAGAGUUGCUUGAAGUCAUAACUUGGGCUCAGCUUGGUAUCCAUGACAAGCCGGUGGGUUUGCUCAAUGUUGAUGGAUACUACAACUCUCUGCUCUCAUUCAUUGACAAAGCCGUCGAAGAAGGAUUCAUUAGCCCGACUGCUCGUGAGAUCAUAGUCUCUGCACCUACUGCUAAAGAGCUGGUGAAAAUGCUAGAGGAGUAUGCACCUUGCCAUGAAAGUGUUGCAACUAAGCUUUGUUGGGAGAUGGAACGGAUUGGCUACUCGUCUGAAGAGUGAUUAAGAUCAAGAUUAUCUAUAUUAAGAAAGAAAAAAACUACUUAAAAUAUUUUCAUAUAUAUAGAUAUGAAAAUUGUCGGAGACUUUCACGAUUUUAAUCUUACUAUAAAAGGAAGGAAUAGGUUAUGAUUAGUUUCCACUACGGGGGAAGUUCUUAAUUUAUGUAAAUUAUUAUUAGUAAGUCUUUUUUAACUCCAAGCCAAAUGUUUUUUUUCUUUUUCUUUUUAAAAUUCUGUAAGUGCCCAAAACUCUUUUCCUUUGUAACAAAAACAA
Camelina sativa (false flax) is the source of this 1094-nucleotide messenger RNA. Its product is annotated as cytokinin riboside 5'-monophosphate phosphoribohydrolase LOG3-like. Gene Ontology annotation, cellular component: nucleus; cytosol. Gene Ontology annotation, molecular function: hydrolase activity, hydrolyzing N-glycosyl compounds. The record is from RefSeq and is a predicted model, not a curated record. Gene Ontology annotation, biological process: cytokinin biosynthetic process. NCBI's taxonomy places the organism in Eukaryota, Viridiplantae, Streptophyta, Magnoliopsida, Brassicales, Brassicaceae.